Ipomoea triloba (trilobed morning glory) is the source of this 1995-nucleotide messenger RNA. Its product is annotated as protein trichome birefringence-like 23. Gene Ontology annotation, molecular function: O-acetyltransferase activity. The record is from RefSeq and is a predicted model, not a curated record. Bases 340 to 1650 code for a protein of 436 amino acids. Gene Ontology annotation, cellular component: Golgi apparatus. The transcript is spliced from 3 exons. NCBI's taxonomy places the organism in Eukaryota, Viridiplantae, Streptophyta, Magnoliopsida, Solanales, Convolvulaceae.
CCAUUCUAAUUUCUAAAAUCUAAACCAGCUCCAAAUCCUACAUUUUUUUUUUGUGAUUUAAAAACUCACCCAUUCUUGAAUAGUAAAAAUCCCAGCAAAAUUUUUGGAUUUCUGCCAUCAGAUUCUUCUCGAGAUUGCUCUUACAUGGUUUCUGCACAGCCCUUUAUUCCAAAAAUCGAUUCUUUUUCCUUUUUAAUUACUGGGUUCUUUUAUAGCUUUAUUCUCCUGUAAAAAUCGCUUCGUAUUAUUAUUAUAUUAUUUCUACGGAGCAUUAGAUUUCAUUUGUUUAUAAUUUGCGAGUUUGUGUGUUGUACGAGUGAGUUGUUGGUGAUAAAGAAAAUGGUGGGGGAUUGGAAAUCAUCAUGGUGGAGAUCUCUGAGCAAGCAGAACCACUUGAUUGUGAAGUUGGCUAUCUCUGUUCUCCUUGCCGGUCUAGCUUUCAGGCUUCUCUUCUCUAGAUCCAUUGAUAUUCCCGACGGUGCAGAAACGGAGAUCAUUUUUCUUGAAGAUGGUGUGGCUUUAGCUCCGUCGCUUCAGCUUAGUGUUGCCCCCUCAACUGUUGUUGAUCAGGUUGCCCCUACAGAUGAACAGAAUGUGGAGCAGUGUGAUCUUUUUGUUGGAGAUUGGGUUCCUAAUCCGAGAGGUCCUGCGUACACAAAUGACUCAUGUAAGUUCAUUGAAAACCAUCAGAACUGUAUGUUGAAUGGUCGGCCAGAUAAGGGUUAUCUUUACUGGAGGUGGAGUCCUCGUGAUUGUGAGCUGCGCCAAUUUAAUCCGAAGAAGUUUCUUGAGCUAAUGAGGGAUAAGAAUUGGGCGUUGAUUGGCGAUUCAAUAUCUAGGAAUCAUGUUCAAUCAAUUCUUUGCAUGCUCUCUAGGGUAGAAGAAGCAAUUGAAGUAUACCAUGAUGGGGACUACAAAUCCAGAAGAUGGUUCUUCCCCUCAUACAACUUCUCAAUUUCGGUCUUUUGGUCCCCUUUCCUGGCAGAAGCAGCUAUAUUUGAGGACAUAAAUGGAGUAUCUUCUUCUGAGAUCGAGCUGCAUCUUGAUAGGCUUGAUAAGAAUUGGACUCGGUAUUUUGAUGGGUUAGACUAUGUAGUAUUCUCGAGUGGCGAGUGGUUUGUCAAAACGGCUGUCUAUUUUAAGAACGAUACGAUAAUAGGGUGCCAUCUUUGUCCCAAAAGGAACUUGACAGAGCUCGGGUUCGACUUUGCCUACAGAGAAGUUCUCAGAAGUUUCUUCAGCUACAUUAUUUCAUCGAAACAUAAAGGUAUGAUUUUCUUUAGGACCACCACCCCAGAACAUUUCGAGCAUGGCGAAUGGUUUAGCGGGGGGACCUGCAACAGAACAGAACCAGCACGAGAAGGCGACUUCAAGUUAAGUGAGAUUCACAGAAUUCUGCGCGAGGUCGAGCUGCAGGAGUUCGAGAAGGUCUCAGCCAAUGCAACCGAGGCGGGAGUGAAGCUUAAGCUGUUCGACAUAACUCCCCUCUCGUUGUUGAGGCCCGAUGGCCACCCGGGUCCAUACAGAUUCUAUCAGCCAUUCGCGGAUGGCAAGAACGGGACAGGCAUCAACGACUGCCUGCACUGGUGCUUGCCCGGGCCGAUUGAUUCUUGGAAUGAUUUGCUAAUGGAAAUGCUUAGGUGCGGUUGAGAGGGUGGUUUGGUCAUUCUGUUCUCACAUUCAAAACCUCAUUCACUUGCAGUCUGCCAUGAAUGCUUCAGGGAAAGUAUUGAUUGAUAGAUGGAUCCAAAUGGUUCUGUUUUUAUGUCUCUACAGUGAUGCAAGUAAUUAAUUAGAGUAUUGAUUGGAAGCACAUAUUAUAUAUAGUAAUGGUCUGCUGCUGCUGCAACUCUUUCUACCCCUCUGUAGGUUUAUGUAUAACAAUAGUAAUACUAAAUUGAAGAUGGCACUUAGUAUUUGUUGCCUCACCCAUAGUAAAUGUACCAAUAAUUUUUCUUUUUUUCUCAAUACAAUGUUCUCAAUAAAUUAAACAAA